UUGAAGUGUGAGAUUUGACGACAAAAACAGUGUUUGAACUGUAGACGGCACAUUGGGCAUUUUCUUGUUUUUCAUUUAGUGAGUGGCUCAGACGUCGAGUACUCUGGUAAAGCUGUUUUUUCGCUUUUACGUUUUUUAAAUGUGUUUUACUUAUAUUUUCCCGAGUUAAAGAGACGUAUAACCCUGCUAGUCACGUGUUAGUUAACAAGGUUAGCGGCUAAGCAGUGCAGUAAAAAUGGAGGACUACAACAGGCCGUCGUCCUAUCUCGAUGAUCCCCCAAACAGUCGGCUGUUUCUGGUCACCAGCAAAUCCAUCACCGAGGACAUUAUUCGGGAGCGUUUUUCCCCUUUCGGUGAAGUGCAAGACAUUUGGGUGGUGAAAGACAAACAAACGAAAGAAUCGAAAGGAGUGUCUUUUGUGAAAUUUGCCAAAUCCUCACAGGCGUGCACCGCUAUGGAGGAAAUGCACGGCAAAUGUCUGGCUGAAGGAACCAAACCCAUUAAGGUGUUCAUCGCCCAGUCCAGAUCUUCCGGGAGCCACAGAGAUGUAGAGGAUGAGGAACUGACCCGAAUCUUUGUCAUGAUUCCCAAAACAUUUACUGAAGAUGAUCUGAAAGAGACUUUCAAGACCUAUGGAGAUAUAGAGUAUGCCAUUGUCAUCAAAAAUAAAUCUACAGGGGAGAGUAAGGGUUUGGGCUACGUCAGGUAUCACAAACCCUCUCAGGCUGCCAAGGCUAUAGAGAACUGUGACAAAACAUUCAGAGCCAUCCUCGCCGAACCAAGGACGAAAAAUGCACCAGCCGACAAUGAAUAUUUCAGCAACCAAAGAUCGGAUCAUGCAGCAAAUGAGCCAGGCUUAAGUGCCUACCCAUUUGGUGCAGAGUCUAGUACUUACACUGCUGGAGAAGGCUGGAACUCUGACUUGAUAACUAGGUGCCUGAUGGUGUCAUCGCGUGUACCCAUCGCACAGGAGCAGAUUUAUAACCUGUUUGAUCUGAUCCCAGGAAUGGAAUACUGUGAAAUGCAGAGAGACCAAUAUGGUUUCAGUAAAGGCCAGGCUAUGAUUCGUUACAGUAAUCUGGGUUCAGCUGUGUAUGCUAAAGAUAAACUGAAUGGCUUUGAGUAUCCACCUGGAAACAGACUUUCUGUGAGUUUCAUUGAUGAUGGAGAGGACAGGACCAGCCCAGUAGGGAAGAUGGCCAUGCAGUUGGUUGCAGCCCAGAUGAUGUCUAUGGUGUGGAACGGCCCCUCUGGAGCUCAACUAAUGAAGACCACUGCAGGUUAUGCAACAUCAUCAAUGCCCCAGAAGCCUCGUGUUCAGACAGAUGUUGUCCUCCCCUCUCAUAAGAAACUGGCUUCUUCUGACAGUGUGGUCAAAGAGAGGCUUUUUGUCAUCUUCAACCCCUCACCGCUGCCAGUGGACAUACUGGAAGAUGUGUUUUGUCGUUUUGGCUCUUUGGUGGAGGUGUACCUGGUGCCAGGCCGGAACGUUGGCUACAUUAAGUAUGCGGACCGAAAGCAUGCAAAUGACGCCAUGGCAGCCCUUCAUGGCAAAGUGGUAAACGGCGUGAAAAUGAAGGUCAUGCUUGCUGAUCCACCUAAAGAGGAGUCUCACAAGAGGCAGAGAACUUACUGAUGCAGCUUCAAAUUGGUUAAGGUAGGUCACAACUCCCGGUAAGGCAUCACCUUUAGUCCCAUCCCAUCAUUUGGCUAACUGAGGAACCUCAUCAUGCAGGUGUUUGUCAGUAUUGAGUUACACACUAAUGAGACAUAAUUACACUCGAACCAACACACUAAUGAUGUCAUCCCUUCAUUAAAGGCAUUUACGAGGUGAAAUGCAUGGACAAUUUUAAUAAUCACUUGUUUAUCACGCCCUGUCUUGGACUUCUUUUGAGUCUGAUUUUUAAUUUUGAUUCUUGAACAUUUGUCUUUAAAUUUGCGUGUGUAAUCAAGUAACAUUCUCUCUCACUGAUGGCUUCAAUCUGCUCGAGACCAAGCAUAAAGAAAACCUGUUUAUCUUUUGCAGGUCAGAUAAGCAGUCUACAAUUCUGUGCUAAUGAUUUUUUAUCUCCUCACAUAUUACCAGUUACUGAAUGGAAGAUGAAAUUAGAUUAAAUAUUGUUUAAAAAAAACCCCAAUGAUUAUCAUGCUGAUGAUUCUAUAAUCUGGCACUUUUACUUGUUUCUUCAUGAUGUUCUCACCUUUAAUGACAGAUUCUGUGGUUUUUUUGCAUCUCCGGAGUCUGUCGCUUCAAAUUCCUAGACGGAAAAUUUACUUUCCUAGUGAUGCUCUUUAACCUUUGCAAGCCCUUAAGGCACAUUUCUUCUUGAUGGAUGAAGUCUGUCGAACACAAGUGCAUGUCUAAAUUCUUUCAAACACACAGGAAGCAGAUCUCACUGCAGGGUGUUCUUGUAUAACUGGUUAUGCUGUCUUUGUUCCUACAGAGUUUAAGUGACAUGACGCAUGACCUCGACAUGACUGGACGGAUUUUUACGAUGACACGACCUCAUAGCUACGGACAGUGACUACUGUACAUAUUUUGUCGUGCUAUUUGUGAUGUUUUGCUUUGAGGAUGAAUGCUACGUCUCUUUUAAUACUGUAUUCUUUUUCCUAUAUGUAAUUAUGAAAAACACCUUUAAAUGGUGUAAAAGUCUAAAGACUGUGAAGACAAAGCUUAAGUGGACAGAACACACCACACAGACACCAGACAAUUAAUUGCUGUAUGCAGGUUUGUGUUUCAUGUAAAUGGUCUUCUAAUAAAAAAAUCCACCUGAA
Molecule: messenger RNA, 2775 nt
Organism: Ictalurus furcatus (blue catfish)
Lineage: Eukaryota; Metazoa; Chordata; Actinopteri; Siluriformes; Ictaluridae
Gene: rbm45
Product: RNA binding motif protein 45
Exons: 9
Coding region: 236-1636 (466 amino acids)
Cellular component (GO): cytosol
Molecular function (GO): mRNA binding
Source: RefSeq, a predicted model, not a curated record